AAGCCAUUACGAUCGAUCGACGGUCAGCAGUAGUUUGGCAGCCACCGUGGCUGAAACAACAGUGCUUGCGAUCGUUCUCUUGGUGCGUGAAGAAGGGUUUUGCUGAGUGUGCAAAGUGCUGAAAGCUGCAACGAGUUGGGAAGGAAUUCCAACAGAAAUUGAGUGAAUUCUUCUAUCAACAGUCAGAUUUGAGGUGCUUCAAUCAACCAAUCAGGGUGGUUGUGCUUUUUGCAACUGUGGUUAUGAGUUUAAGUGUCCUCGGUCUACGCUUCUAAUACAACCACACAGCGAGAAUCGACAGGAAAUCGCACCCAAUCAAACAUGGCGGAACACGAUCAAACUGUUCUAGAUGAGGAGCUCACGAUCACUUCGCCCCGCAUACAGAAGCUGACGAUGGGCGCUAGCCAAAGGACGAACUUGGUGUGUCUGAUGCUGAUCGCCGUCGGUGGUGUGAUCAUCAUGGCGGCUAUUGCGUUCGGGUUCUACAUGACCGUCCCGUCGUCAGUCCUCUCCGAACAAACAUCAAACACGAUCGUGCUGGAACCCGCUACAGUGGAGGUCCCCGACGAGUUGGAAGAUAUCCGCAAGAUGUACUUCAAAACGGAAGCGCAAGACAUCAUGAUGGGAUCGCUCGAGCUGCUCGAGCUGAUGCAGGAGUUCGAACCACUGCUCGAACGUCAACGCCGUCGGAGGGAUGUUGGCGAGGCUGCACCGAAUCGGAUCUCGCGCGGUGAUGAUCGCUCGGAGGAGAUCACGUACGGUGUAAGGAAGCGCGUCCAGCGGAAGUUCGAUCUGGGGAUGGUUCCGAUCGUGUACAAAGGAGUCGUGGUAGGGCCGGAACCAGCGAGAGGCUCUCGCUCGAAGCGUCACGCCGUUUCGCUGGAUGAGUUGCAACGGGCGAAGCGAAUGGCACAGAAGGACUACCAGCGUCUGGAGACGGAAUACAACCGAUGCCGUAAGGAAGCGCCGAACGGGAAGCUGUGCGAUCAGAUCUACGAAAAGCUGCAACGGUUGUCCGAGGAGAUGAAUGCUCGGUUCAUGGAGAUGGCCAAUCUGCUGCAGGGGUUCCACGAGAUGGGGUUAACCACGGAGGAGACUACUUCGUAUCCGGAGGAGUUUUUCAGCAGCACUGAGGUCGGCUCGAAGAGUGUCACUUCUACUAGCUCUCGGCCGGAGCAGCACGUCCCGAAGCAUGAUCCAAGGAUAACAACCGUGGAGCAGUUGGUGAAUGACAUGAACAUUACGCAGACCGUUGAGGGUGCGUGGAUGAGCACAACUACGGAGGCGAUGGGCGCUAGUACCUCGACACGAUUGCCGUUCGAUCCGAGCCUUCACAACCCGGUGGAGGACAGCUCAAUACGGAGUCUGGACGAUCUGUUCGAUCAUAUGCGACUGAGCGAAGCGUUCCAAAGCUCAACUCCCAGCGACAAAUGGACGACCACCGAGCGGAGUCGGGAUCUGUUUGAGGUUGAGGAUGGCUAUUCUAGUUCGAGUCCUCCGACCACGGUGAAGAGUUCGUCCAAGCUGACGACUACCCACCGUUGGACUACUACCAAGAGUCCUUACCAAUCCGCCCGGAACCUGCACGACGUGGUCGAUCAGCUGCAACUCGCCCAGAUGCUUCAACCUCACCCUUUCCACGAGGAUCUCCUGCUGAAUCCUCCGGACAACAUCAACGAGUUCGUAAUGUCACGAUCGCGCAACCGCGAUCACAUGCAUCACGAUCCCGGCCAUUCCGAAGUCAACCACGAUCCCUCCAUUGAUCCGCUACGAUCCGUUCACCAUCAACAUCAGCAACAACCGCAGCAACCCCUGGUCGUGGGACCAAGUGCUCCAUUCCUGAGCCUUUGUGAUCAGCUCCGUUCGGCAGCCGGUAAUGGAGGACACAUGAAACCCGCCCACCAGGGCAACUUCCAACAUUCGCCCGGCAUUCCAAUAACCGGUGAAGCGACCAAAGCAUCCUCCCAGAUCAUCGUCAACUCGGCCUACGGAGCCGGCUAUGUCCCUAACACGGUUUGCUUCUACCAGAACGCUCCGCCGGCAGGAGCACAGACGGCGUACGCUUUCCGACCGGCCACUGCGGCUGGACCGUACGUGUACCCUAAUGGAGGAUAUCCACCGUACCAGCAGCAGCCACCACCACCGCAACAUCAUCAUCAUCAUCCGGGCGCCGGAGGUAAGCUUCCGUUGAAUGAUCCCGCGAUCGAUGCACUCAUUCAGCCACGCAUUCCCGAAGCGAUGAUCAAUAUGCCAGUUAGCAUCCAGAAUCUUCAUCAUGGUGGUGCUCGCGUUCCGGAUGCUCCCGUCGACCCGAACGGACCUUACCUACUCUGCUCCAUGAUGCAGAAUGACGAAGCACCAAGUCACGCUGAUGGGCACGCAACACAACCACCACCACCACCACCACCAGGCCGUCACCAUCACAUGGGCAACGAAUCUCACCCGCAGUCGGAUGAUCCCGAGGACUUGGCGUCCAUCUUUGCUGCCGGCCGGUCUCUAGCUGCGAGGGCCAAGGGUCGCCAUCACUGUCGCCGUGGUUGGGUGCCGUGCUUUAGCUCGCACCAGUGUGUAAAGCGAAGUGCCUGGUGUGACUCCAAGACGGACUGUAUGGAUGGAAGUGACGAGAGUGCGUGCUCGUGCGUGUCCCGACUGCCGAAGCGUAAGAUGUGCGAUGGCUACGCCGACUGUCCGCUCGGUAUGGACGAGAUGGGAUGCUUCGGGUGUGAGAAGUUCUCGUUCUCGUGCUUCCACACGCAGGACGAGUACAGGGCGGCACAUCGGUCCGGGUCGAUGUGCUACACGCUGCUCGAGAAGUGCGAUGGGUUCGACAAUUGUCUCAACCGGAAGGAUGAACAGGACUGCACGAUGUUGGUGCGGGAUCUGGGCCAUUACCUGGCCUACUCGGUACCCCACUCGUCCGGUGUGCUGCAUCGGAACUACCGGGGCAAAUGGUACCCGGUGUGCAACAAUCCAUCGCAGUGGGCACGGGAAGCGUGUGAUGCCGAGGUUGGACCGCAAGAUCGUGAGCCACUGCUGAGCCAUGGCCACGGGAGUCUCCCGGGACCGUACAUUAGCCAGCGGGCAAACAGUGCAGUAUCGCAGCCAGAGUUUAGCGAAGGAUGCAAUGGGGUGUACGUGCAGGUCAAGUGUCCGCCGGUGCGCUGUGGUACGAGCAAGCUGCAGGAACAACACUUCUCACGCAUCAGCGUCCGAUCGAGACGGAACACGAACGAAAGCGAGCUGGUUGAGAGUGUCCGUAUCGUCGGUGGAAGUCAUGCCGAGCCGGAGGCGUACCCGUUCAUUGUGGGCAUCUUCCGCGAUGGCAAGUACCACUGUGGUGGCAGCAUCUACAACGAGCAUUGGAUCAUUUCAGCCGCUCACUGCUGUGACAACUUCGACCAGCACUACUUCGAGGUCCGUUCGGGAAUGUUGCGAAAGCGUAGCUUCGCUCCCCAGGUUCAGAUAACGCGCGUGACCAGCAUGAUCAUUCACCACGCGUACAGCUCGACGCUGAUGGCCAACGAUAUUGCGCUGAUGCGGGUCGAGACUCCGUUCCACUACAACCGUUGGGUGCGUCCGAUCUGUCUGCCGGAUAGGCAUCGCACCACGAACGAUCGCGAAUGGAUGUGGGGACCGAAACCGGGCACGGUCUGUACGGCUAUCGGGUGGGGUGCUCUACGGGAGCGAGGUGGUGCACCUGAUCAUCUGAUGCAGGUGUCGGUGCCGAUCUUAGGCUACUGCAAGCACAAAUCCGACCGUGACAGUCUGCAGAUUUGUGCCGGCGAAGAGGACGGAGGCCAUGACGCGUGUCAGGGUGAUUCGGGUGGACCGUUCGUUUGCCAAAGUCACUCGAAUCCGGCCGAGUGGUAUCUGGCUGGUGUUGUGAGUCACGGAGAGGGUUGCGCUAGAGCUCACGAGCCGGGUGUGUACACACGUGUCGCUCUGUUUAUCGAUUGGAUCGCGGAGAAGGUAAAGUCACCACCGACAGGCCGAACCGCUCGUGCCGACUGUCCGGGAAUGCGAUGUAUCUGGGGUGGAGGCAUCUGUCUGCCACCGGGCAAGAAGUGUAACGGGUUCGUGAACUGUCUUGGUGGAGAAGACGAGUCGGGUUGUGCGAUGGAUCAGAUGCUACGCUCGAUGGCCCACCGAGAAGGAGACGAGGACAGUGACGAGGAACGACAGGAGCAGGAGAUAGUCAUGCAGAGAGCCUCCAAUGUCCACGCAGGUCGCCAGAUGGAUGAACCAAGCUCUAGUACGGAGUCUAUCACACCCGGGAUGUUUACCUCGGAGGAAUCCACCACGCUCACCGCUCACGAGGCAAGCGUAGAAGCUCAGGAGAGCAUGAUUGUGACCCAUACAGCUCAAACCGAUCCUGUGACAACCACAACACCUCUUGAGCAAGUCCCCACAACCGAACCGACCGCGUCCGAGCAACCAUCAACAGAAUCCAGCUCAACGGAACCUUCUACAACGGAGGUCCCAACUUCGGAACUGAGUCCUAGCUCGUCGACAGAACAAACAACACCGACGACAACCUCGGCCACAACCGAUCAAUCUGCGAUCAUUUUCCCCAUUCACGAUACUGAGCAAGACCCGAAGGGCUUUGAGUUUGUCGCCCCAAUCACCUCCACCACAACGGAAGCCAUCUGGAAGGCGUUAGAGAAAACGGUCAUGGAAGUGCGCGGACAAGCGCGUGCCGAAAACGGAACUUCAACGGUGAACUCCACCACAGAACAGGUUCCGCUUUUAAUAUCCGAAGAUUCGUUGGACGAGGAGCAGCCCGAUCAUCCGUUCUUCAACGAGCUUGAGGUGAUGCAGGAGCAGAAACACAAACGUGUGGCCGAGUUCCGGCUGACCGUGCACAGUCUGCACACUAAAACGAAUGUGGCUACGGUCCCUCCGAACGAUACGGCCCAGUAUCGUCAGUUCUCCUGUCGGAAUAUAACCCAGCGUAUUAAUGUGGCACAUCGGUGCGAUCGGAUCGUCGACUGUGAGGAUGGAAGCGAUGAGCUGAACUGUACCUGCCGGGACUUCCUGAAGGACAAGUUUGAUUUUCUCAUCUGCGAUGGCAAGACGGACUGUCUCGAUCGUACGGAUGAGCUUGGAUGUAUGAACUGUCAGGUCGGUCAGUACGCGUGUCGCAUCAGUCAGGUCUGCAUUCCCAACGCGCAGGUGUGCAACGGACAACCGGACUGUCCUCUGCACGAAGAUGAACUGGAUUGCUUGGCUCUUACCGAUGGACACCGGGUGUACUUCGAUGCGAACAAUCUCACACUCUUCCGCAACACCGGGAUCGUCACGAAGAACACGAACGGCACGUGGGAAGUCCUGUGCGGAGCGGUUCUUACAGCCAAAACUGAACACGCAGUCGAGAAGAUUUGUUCCUUUUUAGGAUUCGCUGGCUUCCAGAACUAUUCGCUGCUAUCCAUCACACCCGCCGAGCUUCCGGCCGGCCUGCUCGUCAACACUGCAGAACACCACUACGUCAACAUAACCGUCGAUGCGUCCUGCCAAGCGUUGCGUGUGUCGUGCGUCCAGCACAUCAACGCCACCGAGCACGACAUAGCACACUUCGAGCACAAGCACAAGCAGGAACCGGUGCAGGUGAACAUCCGGCCCCUCAAUCCGAUCCAUCGGCCACACCACAUGCCGCAGAUAGUGUUCCAGGAAAAUGCCCACAUCGAGCUGGUGGAGAACUUUGGCGACGAUUACGAUUGGCCGUGGAAUACGAACAUCUAUCUCGAUGGGGUACUGAUCUGCAGUGGGCUGAUCAUCGAUGCGAGCUGGAUCAUUGUGGCCGGCAGUUGUACACGGUUGGUGAACUUGAAGCAUCAGUACUUGGCGGUGGUGGCCGGCGGUGCUAAAUCGUACCUUCACAUCGAGGGACCGUACGAGCAGGUGGUGCGCGUGGAUUGCUAUCACUACAUACCGGAAGCUGAGACGGUCAUGCUGCAUCUGGCGACCAAGCUUAGCUUCAGUCGGCAUGUGCUGCCUACGUUUGUGCCGGAGAAUGAAAACGUCACGGACAGUGAAUGUCUGGCGGUGGGACAGGACAAGUAUGGUAGGACGAAAACGCUACGAGUACACCUAAAUGGGACAAACUGUCAAGGGGAUCGUGUGCGAUGCUAUCACAAGGAUCUAAAGCAGCCUUACUAUCAUCAUGAAUCGUGCUAUACACCUGAGGCGACUCGAUCCGGUGUGAUCGUGUGCAAGACGAACCGAUCCGGUUGGUAUCCGGUAGGAUUCUAUCAGCACAAGCGAGGCCUUUGCGGGUUCAACGAAGUCGUCCGGGUCACGAGCUUGGUGGAAUCGUACCAGAAGAUCCAGAACGUGCUGCACAAUGAGCAGUGCGGUGAUCAGCUGUACGAGGAACCGAAGUGUGCCGGAAAGCGUUGCCGCUAUGGGAAGUGCGUCGGGGAGAAGCUGCUGUGCGAUCGUAAGCCGGACUGUGGAGAUGGUUCUGAUGAAAGUCCGGCACUGUGCGCCACACGCAAUCAGACUAGUAGCUGCCUGCCACACCAGCUAAGAUGUGCCAAUGGACGGUGUAUCGACAAGUCAAGCUUCUGCGAUCGGAAGAACGACUGCGGAGACUCGACGGACGAGCCUCACGACUGCUCGUGCUAUACCUACUUGAAAAUCACUGACCCUGGAAAGAUCUGUGAUGGAGUGCGCAACUGUUGGGACAAAUCGGAUGAGAACCCUCGCGUUUGUCGGUGCCAUUCGACCAGCUUCCGAUGCGGCGAGUCGGACAUUUGCGUACCGUACGACUUUGUGUGUGAUAAGGAGCGUGACUGUCCGGAUGGAGAGGACGAGCUGUACUGUUACGCACUGCAGCAGAACUCUUACGAAGCUGGGUAUGGUGAGCUGAUGGAGCAGAGCUACGGCAUCUGGCACUCGAAGUGCUUCCCGAAGACGGCCCAAUUUGACGACGAGUAUAUGCGACGCAUCUGCGAACAGCUCGGCUAUAGUCAGGUAAGGAAGAUCUACGGACGAGCGAUCGUCGAAGGUGCCCGGUUGCGUACCGCGAACGAAACGGAAAGCUCGGUCGAUAAGUUGCGCCGGGCGGCCACGAAAACAAUCGUGCAGAACAAAUUCUCUAAGGUGGUCAUCAACCAGAACCACACGUUCUACAUGAAGCCGAGCAGGCCCAUGUUUAAGGUGAUCAACUGGAACUACGAGGACGAACAGAACUGCCAUCGGUUGGAGCUGCUGUGUGCGGCGUGAGACUGGACACGUGUUUAGGAUAGAAUAGUCAAUAAAUGACACAAGAAGCAAGCAAUCGAUGACUUCAGAGAGA
Anopheles stephensi (Asian malaria mosquito) is the source of this 7297-nucleotide messenger RNA. RefSeq names its product serine protease nudel (gene ndl). Gene Ontology annotation, biological process: proteolysis. Lineage: Eukaryota; Metazoa; Arthropoda; Insecta; Diptera; Culicidae. The transcript is spliced from 15 exons. Gene Ontology annotation, molecular function: serine-type endopeptidase activity; protein binding. The record is from RefSeq and is a predicted model, not a curated record. Bases 322 to 7224 code for a protein of 2300 amino acids.